AUGCGCAACAAAGAGUUGCUUGUGGCAGGUUCUGCAACGGUAUUAGAAACAGAGCAGAAUAUGAAUGUGGAGAUAAAAGAAUCAAAUCUUUACCUAAUUGGAGAUGAAUCGAUAUUAUCCAAGGGACAAAAUGCAACUACAAUAAUUCAUGACAGUGUUGUCAACAUCAUGGGAGGCUCACAAUAUGGUGAAACUACAAGAGCUCAAAGAACGGAGGGACUCACUGAUGCCAAACUUGCUUCGAAUGAUUUUCCAUGUCCAGUCUAUGAAGUGGUGCCUACACCAUCAGGAAUCUGUACAAAAAAAGGAAAUGGUAAAAAGGCAAAAAGGAAACGAAGAAAGCAUGCAAAAAAAUUUAUCGAUUAUUUCAACAAGAGAACUCUGGAGCGAACAAAAGUUAAAAUCACAGAAGAUUACCAACAGCUAAACUUAAACGAACCAGACUUUGAAGUAAAUCCCCAACUUAGAGAAGUGCCACAUUUCUACAGAGGAGAAAUGGCCCCCAAGACUAGGCAAUAUAAUAUCGAGACUGAUUUCAAUGUCAAAGCAAAGGAAGAAAAAGUUGGAAAACCUAUUUCUCAGAGUGAACUCAUAGAACAAUUAGGCAGCAAAAAAUACAGGUACAUUGCCAUAUUGGGACAGGCAGGUGGUGGAAAAACGACAAGUAUGAAACGCCUUGCUCGAACACUUCAUAUCACAAACAAAUUAGGAGAAGAAUCCCAAGCCGAUGAAGCAUUGCAGCUGGAACAUCGCUUUGAAUUUAUUCAUCACUUGAACAUCAAAGAUAUCCCCGUUUUAAAAGGAACUACACGAGAUGAAGCCAUCAGUCCAUGUGAACUUCUUUUUGGGAAAGAAGCUUCAGGACUUUCACCACAAGAAUUGGAAGAAGGCUAUGAACGGCUGCAACAAAAUCAAUCAAAGUCAAUUCUUUUCCUUGACCGACUUGAUCAAGCAACUUGGAGUCUUCUCGGAAAACACAACAAGAUGAAAUAUACUGAUAAAUCUAGCACAGCAACUGUCAUGUACAAUAUCAUAACAGGCAAUCUCUUUCCUGACAUGACGAUCGUGAUUUCUUCGCGCGAGUUCAGAGUGGCAUCACUCCCAUCAGAAUUGAGGCCGCAAUUCAUAACUGCCCUUGCUGGUCUGGCUCAAAAUGAUAUCAAGCGUUUGUUCAUUGCAAUUAUAGGAGACAGCGGUGAAAAAGCUUGGGAGAAAUUAACGAUGCAGUCGCCCGCACUCAUCCCGUUAUCAUCUGUUCCUAUUUUCCUAAUAUUCAAUGCAAUCGUUUGCAAGGACAACCCAGAUAAUCCACCAGAUACUAUGACUGAGGUAAUGCUACAAAUCCUCCACAUCUUCAUGCGAUCAGAUCAUGCCCAUAAAAAGGAACAUAUUGAAGAAAUACUCCAGAAACUGAUGCUAAUGUCAUUCGAAGGCACAAAAGAAAAGCGAGUCAUUUUCACAAUCAAGGAUCUCGAAAAAGUAAAGCUUAGUCCUCUUGAGGUUCGGGACUUUGUCAUCAAGGUACCUGGGAAAAAUAUGUUCAAUCAGCAUCUCAUGGAAGGAGAUCAUUUAAUGUUCUUCAGCCAUCAAAUCCUUCAAGAAGUUUUAUCCGCUCUCUAUAUUUCAAACAUGGAUUCUACUACAUUUCGCACUUUUAUCGAAACUGAGAUUCGAGACGAACAUUGGGCAGUUGUUCGACGUUUUCUAAGUGGAAUUAUUCUGAAUCCUGAUAUUGAAAGCAGUCUCAUAACAAAUCUUUCUUCUGGUGCCAGACAAGAUGAUAAAAGAGAAAUUCUAAGAAAAUUUCUCGCAUCUCAAUCAAGUCAAAAAAUGAAAUCAUAUCAGAAGUUGGAGCUGUUUGGGACAUUAUACGAAGCUAAUGACGCCGAUCUUAUUCAUUCCUGCACCAAGGACAUCAAUUUUUCAAACGAACCCUUCACUUCAGUAGGAAUGCAUGCCAUGUCAUCGGUCAUGCGACGUUGCAGCCAACUAGAUCAGGUUCGCCUCGUCAUGUGUGGUCUCAAUGCCGAGUUGGUUCAUAUCCUGAAGUCAAAUCUAAAUGGUUCUUCUUUAAAGCUGAAUAAACUAGAUGUCAGUGACAACAUGAACCUUGGAACCGAUGGUUUUGGUGAACUUGGAUUAGUUGUUACACAAUGCCAGGUAAAGACAUUUGAUGCUGGGAAUUGCAAUCUGACAGCAGAAGGAAUAAAAGCUUUUAAAGAAAACACUGGCAAUGCAAAGCUGAAUCAACUAGAUGUCAGUGGCAACAAGAACCUUGGAACCGAUGGUUUUGGUGAACUUGGAUUAGUUGUUACACAAUGUCAUGUGGAGGUAUCCAUGGCUUGGGAUUGCAAUCUGACAGCAGAAGAAAUGAAAGCAUUUAAAGAAAACACUCGCAAUGCAAAGCAUUUUACCUAG
Molecule: messenger RNA, 2418 nt
Organism: Styela clava
Lineage: Eukaryota; Metazoa; Chordata; Ascidiacea; Stolidobranchia; Styelidae
Source: RefSeq, a predicted model, not a curated record